UGGGCGAAGGGGUACAAGGAGGGGGUGUAUAUAAGCAGCUAAGCGUGGGAUUUUUCUAUCAGUGUCAACCCAUCCAAUGAUCCACACAGCCUGACAGGGUGAGAGCGCACAGAGAAGCGCGCAGGGGAACCGGGGAUCCGUGCUGGCGCGUUGUGUGCACUUGUUGUGUACGGCAUUGACCGAGAGGGGAAACCUCCUCCUCCUCCUCCCACCAGCCUCUGCAGCUUCCAGAAGGUGAGACAAACCCAUGCUGCCGCCGCCGCUUCACAGAGCGCUCUCCGUCCGCUUAGGUGCUGAACCGCGGGACAAGACCCUUCAACCGGUGACUUAGAGCUGAGACUCAUCCAAGAGACGCAAGCUGCAAAGAUAAACCUGCACAAACACACACACACACACACACACACACACACACACACACACACACACACACAAUUAUAUGCACAUGUGUAUGGAUUUGAAGCAAUUCAAAAACAAAGAAGAAAACACGGAGCAGAAGUGAUGGCUGGACUUCCCCCCGCCCUCGGCGUCACUCCGGCGGUCUGAGCUCAGCAGCCUGCGCGCACCGGAACCCAGCGGAGCCUCCGUAGAUGAGGAGAGCUUUCGAUCAGUGAGUGGCGGUUGACGGUUCGUUGCGCGUGGACUGGAGCGCGGCAAGCUCCGUGUCUGACCUCGCGCUUUUGGGGAACACGCGGACCUGCUUGGCGCGCAGACUGAUUCUGACAGCACCUUUGGGCGUACUGGACUUCAGCGAGGUGAAUGUUGAUGACACCAUUGAAAUGUUACCAAAAUCAAGGAGAGCUCUCACCAUUCAAGAGAUUGCUGCAUUAGCGCGAUCCUCCCUGCAUGGUAUUUCCCAGGUAGUCAAGGACCAUGUGACGAAGCCUACAGCGAUGGCUCAGGGCAGAGUGGCCCACCUCAUAGAGUGGAAAGGCUGGUGUAAGCCUAUCGACAGUCCAGCAGCCCUGGAAUCAGACUUCAACUCUUACUCCGACCUGACUGAGGGAGAACAGGAGGCGCGCUUUGCUGCCGGUGUGGCCGAGCAGUUCGCCAUAGCAGAGGCUAAGCUGAGGGCCUGGUCCUCUGUGGACGGCGACGAGUCGAACGAUGACUCAUAUGACGAGGAAUUUCUGCCUGCCAACGAGCCCACCACACAGAGCACAGAUGUGCCAUCAUAUCCUCCAUACUUGAAGGACCUGAUCCACAGUCAACUUUGCCAGCACCUGGGCCUGCGAGGGCCCUGUUGCGAGAGUGGUGGAGGAGGUGGAGAAGGAGGUGGCAGUGGAGAGCCCUCCCCCACGGCAGGAUCCCCAGACACCCUAGGGUCCAGCCUCUGCAGCCUGGACGAGCACCACCCAUUGCUGCGUGACCUGGGUGGACACCGCGGCACCCACUGCCACAGCAACGCCGCUGAGCUUGCCGCCAAAAUCCUGUCGGCGCUGCAGGGAGGGGAGGAGCUGCUGCUGGCCCGACUUCAGAGGGCAGGGCAGAGCGGUUCCAGUGGGGGAGACUGCGGCUUCCAUAGCCUGGGCGGGGCAGGGCGAAGCAUCGGGCCCUGCGGGGGUCAGGACUCUCCUUGCUACUCCAUGUCGUACUCUGAGACGUACCUGUCACCCGGUGAGGAUGAUGACACCCCCUGCAAGGACUAUGAGAGCACCCUGUGCCAGGUGGAGGCGGAGGGAAACGGAGUGGAGUACCCGCCCGCCUAUGACCUACGCAGGAGGGUCUCCGAUGUGGCCUCCUCUGGGGUCGUGUCUCUCGACGAGGAGGACGAAGAGGAGGAGGAGGAGAGGGCAGAAGAGCCAAACAACCAAUGACUCCUCUCAUCACACCUCAGUGUUCAACUCCCCCAAGCUCUUUGGAGAGAUUUCUUUUUUGCAACAACUUCCCCUCUCCCCCAUGAUGUCUGAAAAGUUUUAACCUCUGCGCAUGUUAUUUUUUGGACUGAAGCAUCCAUCUUUGCCUUACUUGCAGCAUUUCGCCUCCUCUUUUUCCACUUCAUAACUGCUUCUGUCCCCAUUCGAUGUUUCAACUCGGCGUCCAAACAAUCUUUUUUAUCAGUGCGAAAACAGGAGUGCUGGAUGUGCCACAGCAGUCCGGUGACUUACUCGUGGGUAUGAUGCUCACAGUUUUCAGCUCCGUCCAUACCUGGACGUGACUCCUCGGACGCCACAAACAGGCAGACAGAAUGACACCAAAUGACAGACUGACUCCAGGGUCCCAAACUCUGACUUAUCUUUGCAUGUGUUUUGCAAGUGCUGAAAUCGAUGGGCUGACCCGAUCUUGAGCACGGUUUGUAAUCUCAGCUGUUCUGUAUAACCCCCCCACCCCAGCGCCUCCAAUGAGAGGGAGGGGUCGACCCUUAUCUUCCCCUCCUCCCUCCCUGCCCCCCCCCUUUGCAAGAGACAAAAUAGCAUCCUUUUGGGCAUGGCUUGCUGAGUAUGCCAAACUAUUUAACCCUGUCACUACCAAUUAUGAGCAAAUGCUGGAAUGUCUUCAAAGUGACAGGACAUAGUAUGUAUUUUAAAAUAACAACGUUUAAAAAAAAGAUUUGUCACAAAUUAUAUGACAGAAAUGAUAUGCUUUUAUUGUACUAGUUUUCUAUCACUCAAACAUGUUGUUGUUCACAUUAUUCUAAACAUCAUUAAUGAUGGACAUCUGCUAUAAUGAUUUACUAUAGCUACUGGAUAUUUUUGGGGUUCUGUGGAUUCCUGCGUGGAAGACACGAGAACUUUGGUUGUCUUAAAAAACAAAACAAAAAAAAAAACACAGCAGCAGCAACAGUGAUGACAACAAACAGAAUGUUCCUGAAGUGACCCUUUGGCGUUAGGUGUUCAGCAGGAAGAGGCGCAGGUGGAGGAGACAGAAAAGUUUUUUUUCUGUGAAGAGACGAGUUGCAUCUGAGAUUUUCUAUAUUUUUGUAUGCGUUGUCUUGCUUUGAUCUCUUUGCCUAUGCGGCGUGCCAGUGUAUGUGGUUUUUUGCACGAAGCUAACGUGGCUGUAGAUUUCUCCUUUUCUUCGUUAUCACUGUGUGAUAUAGUUUAAUGGGAAAAAAUAACAUUACAAUGUGAAGAAAAUUAUUUUUUAUUUCAAAAGAGGAUACUGUGAUACGGUUUGUUAUUGCCAUAUGUCAUGAUCCUCAUGAAGAGCUCUUCUUUUUUCUUUGCUCUUCUUUCUUUCCUCUCAUACUGACUCCUGAAAAGCUUUGCCUUUUAUUCUCUACUUUCCCUUCUUUUCUAUGAUGUUUUUGCAAAAUGGCAUGUUUAUGGGACACAUGCAGAAACUCCCAUCUCAGCGGUGAUGUGAGGAGCCCUGUUGAGGUUCUCCCAGAGGGACUGUCAUUCAUACAACUCAGGAAAUCCCAUCGGACCAUUCCGCCCGCACACAUAACACCACUCGUCUCUCAUCCUCCGUGUGUGUAUGUUUGUGAGAGAGGAAGCCUGGUGUGCGUAGUUAUUUUCUACAACUAAUUAAAGUACAGAUUCAGUCCCCGCAUCCUUCUUUCAUGUUCCUUUUCUGUUUCAAUAAGCCUCAGUGUGCGAUUCUGAUGUUUCUGACGUUUCGUGCAAAUGUGUGUGUGGCUGUAUUGUAAGAUGUCAGCAGGCUGCUCAAGCUUGCACUUUAUAUCCAUUCCAAACCCCUCCGAUGCAGCGAUUCCCUUUAAAAGCAGUGUGUGGUGUAGCUGAGCUCUCGUUGAAAAUUUAACUUUUACUGGUGCUGGAGAUUAAAAAACAGGCCAUAACAUCUGGAAAUAAUUUAUAGAAAGCAUGACAUUGGUAAAUCAGCUGACUUCUGAACUCAGAGUUCUAUUAAAAUGAGGAGUCCAAGUCAGAAGAGUUGGAAAAGACAGCGACAACUCAGGGGGAACCAUUGAAGCUGUGCCUUUCAUUCGUCACCUUUGCACCGUCACCGUCACCACAUGCUGUCACUCAGGCCAUAGCUUGGCUUCCUUCCCCUUCUCCCUCCUCCCUAAAUGAGCCAGUGCAGAGUAAAACACUAUGAGAAUCAGUUCGAUGACAGCACCGAACAUGACGUAGCAUCUCCUCCCUGGAGGUUACAGCAGGCCGAUCGUCCUUUUGGUUAACAUUAGAAGCCGGGCGAUGCCACUGAGGCGAGGUUGUGCUUUUGUCCUGCCAUGGUGACGUGACGAGAGCACGCCAUUGUUCAUCACCCCCCACACCCACAUACGAUUUAUCAGUCUGUCCACCAGUGCAUUUGUUCUGUCUGUCUCUCUUGUGUCCUCGUCCUCUCCUCGGGCAGUGUGUGUGUGAAGAGGUGUGUGUGUGUGUUAGAGAGAAGACGGGCACCUUGGUGUGAUGCAUUUUUCAUUCACACAGCUGUCUCGUUCUCCCACAUGAAGUGUGUUUUUAUUUUUAUACUUCUGAUUACCAUGACUACAUCCAUUCAUCCAGUCUUCAUCCAUUUUUUACCACAACCUCAUCCUGAAUCUAAACGCUUCGUAGACGUGGCACUUUGGUGGAUUUCCACAUCUUUCUAUCCUUGUGAGAACAUUUUGUCCACAUAAGAAUAGAAAUUAAAGAAUUCCAGCUGACACACACAGACAGCCUGAUGAAUGUCUCCCCUCUGCAUCCUUCUGUCUCUGUCCUGUCAUUUCCUGUCCCACCCCCUCCUCUCUCUUUCUCUGUCCUUUCCUAUUUGCCUCCACUCUUUCUUUCCCUGCCUCCCUCCAUCCAUCCAUCCCCACUGGGGGCUCAUUACAUAACCAAGAGGAAAACUGAGUGCUACCUUUGCCAACAGGCAAUUAGCCCGUGAUUAUGAAACCGCCUGACGGACAAGAGAUGUGUAUCUCUCUCCUGUCUGUCUUCUUUUUUUUCCACCCUCAUGUCUUUUUCCACUUCACUCCAUGAGCGCCCUCCCUUCCUUUCUCUCUGCACCCCUCCUCACCACCACAAGCUUUUUCUAAAUGACAUCUUUUGAGGUUAGCUGUCCCAGAAAACUCACAGCAGUUUGUGGAGAACAAUGGAUGUUGGAGUGAGGGAAGUGUUUCUCACACACGCCUCUCUGUAAUAUUUCGUAGCCGAACAGCAGAAGAAAAGCACGCUGUCCUUGAGUCAGACAGAUGUCUUUAGAGUGAAACAUGUUUCUUUUUGUGUAAGUGUGUGUCUCUGGGCAGUGUGUUUUACUUUGUUGCUUCAGGCAAGUGCUGACAUUAGAUACUUAUCAGAGAGAAGAGCUCCAGAUUCGCUCUCUGUGAGUGUGUGAGUGUGUGUGUGUGUGUGCGUGAUAGUAGCGGGAGAACCCAGCGCUAUAAAAAGACAUCAAAACAUCUGUUGGACACUGUCAAGGCAGGAGGGCGUAUGAAUAUUCAGUUGGUGGUGGCGCCCCCGUCACCCUAUAGCCUACUUACCAUUUUAGAACAAAGCUGAAGGGCCUGGGGACUUCUCUCAACACACCACCGGCCCCAAGUGGUGAAUAUUAGGACGAAACCUGCGAACACAACCGAGACCAAGAGUGUGAAACCUGCUGCAGGAACUGAAUAGAGAGAGUGUAAUCUUCACAGAGAGAUGGUCUGCGUUUAACCCACAUUAGCUUUCACCGUCUUAAUUAAACCGUCCCACAAUCCUCUGGGGAGACGGGUGCACACAGUGACACCAGGCGCACGUGCACACACACACACACACACACACACACACACACACACACACACACACACACACACACACACACACACACACACACACACACACACACACACACACACACACACACAGACAGUUGUGAGAGUUCAGAGAGCAAAGCCAUACAACUUACCCAACAGAGACACCAUGAACAGGGUAUA
Larimichthys crocea (large yellow croaker) is the source of this 5797-nucleotide messenger RNA. It is a transcript of the gene fam131ab, whose product is annotated as family with sequence similarity 131 member Ab. Lineage: Eukaryota; Metazoa; Chordata; Actinopteri; Sciaenidae. The record is from RefSeq and is a predicted model, not a curated record. The coding region runs from base 777 to 1814 and encodes 345 amino acids. The transcript has 6 exons.